GGAUUAGUGGAGCUGGGCCUGUUUUGGUCUUUUCUGCUGUAGGGCCCUGAGAUGCUGCUGCACGAUGGCUGAAACGUUUGGUUUGUUUGUUUGUUUUUUUUCUUAUAGGGUGGGCUGCACGGUGCGUGGUGGCCUCUUCUCUCCCGGUCGGUGUUGACGGUCCCCGGGGUCCCUUAGAGUGUUUUGGUGUCUGAAGGAUGGACUUGUCAGUGAUUGCCAUUGGAGAUGUGCAAAAUGUGCUUUCAGCCAUGCAGAAGAACUUGGAGUGUCCAGUCUGUUUGGAUGUAAUAAAAGAGCCAGUCUCAACAAAAUGUGAUCACAUAUUCUGCAGGUUUUGCAUGUUUAAACUCCUCAGCAAAAAGAAAAAGGGUGUAAUACAGUGUCCUCUGUGUAAGACUGAAGUUACCAAGAGAAGUCUCAAAGAAAAUUCCAGAUUUAAGCAGCUGAUUGAAGGAUUGUUAGAAGCUAUCAGUGCAUUUGAGCUUGACACUGGAGUAAAAUUUUUAAGCAGUCAUUUUCCUAAAACACCCACAGAAGCUGCUAGUGCCGAGCUCCUGGGUAAUAACCGUUCUGUCAUCCAGAGUAAGGGUUUCAGAAACAGGAAAAUAUCUGCUAAAGAAAAUGGACAAGACAGCUAUACCUUGCAGGAAGCUAAUGUGGAUCCACAGCUUACAGAUAACAGAGUCGAAGAGCGUUACCUAACAAGCAAAAAACAGAAGCGUGGCAUUGGAAGAGGUGUACUUAUAGAGCUUGGCACUGAUUCCUCUGAAGAGCUUUUUAUGCCUGCAAGCAAUACUGGCAGGUUAGAAGACAAAGAAGAGCUAGAAGAAUUUAAGAGUGCUGAGAAGUAUGGAAGUUCUUGCAAUACACAGUCACUCAAGCUGGGUGCUGAAGAAAUAACUUUACCGGAUGUGAUAGGUGAAACUGAUUUCUUGAAGGAAGCUUUGAGCAAGAAAAGCAUGCUGAACAUCACUGAACAUGUCAAAUCUAACCACGUAAAUACAAUUGAGGGUCAGAGUUCUCCUUCAAAUGUUUUUGAUGCAGACCUACUCACAGAGCAGUGUGAUGAAAUAGGUAAUGCCAGUCCCUUAAAGAAUAAUUACACAUCUUUCUCUAAUAAUGCAGAAGAAAUGGAUGCAGAGGAAUCUCUGUGCAGUAGUAAAAACCAAGAGCUUGACUUUGAAGAUGGCUCAGAAAGUACUCUGGAUAAAAUAAAAGAGCAGGAUAUUUGUGUGCCAAGUGUGGAAGAUGUAGAAAUGUAUGAACCCGUGACUGAUUCUUUACUUGAAAAAGAACUUCCUGUGGAGAAACUGCUUCAGCUGAAGAUACCUCACUGUCCUACCCUGCAUGAGGUCUCUAGAAAGAGACUGAAGCAAAGCAUUCAGAAAGUCAAUGAAUGGUUUUCAAAAAGCAAUGAGGUUCUAUCUUCCAGUUCAUUCCAGAAUGAUCCUUCUGAAGCAACUGAUGCUUCAGGUGAAGGAGAUAUUUCUCUAUCAGAUAAAGAUUCAUGUAUUUCAGAGAAGACCAACCCUAUAGUAGAUUCUGUGGAAUUCGUACUGUUUGAAAGAAACAAGAGAUGGCCAAAACAAACAACGUAUAGCAUCAAAGACAAAAUAUUUGGGAAAACAUACGAGAGAGGGAGGAAAUCAAAUCCCUCUACUGUCUUGAGAGAUGUUUUGCCUGCUACAAAAAAAGAAGAUGCAGCUGUUGAAGAGGAGUGCUUGAAUAAUUCCAGAGAAGCCAGACUAAAACGAAAAAGGGAGCCUGCUCGUGUCCUUCAGCCUGAAGACUUCAUUGAGAAGAAAGAUCUAGAAGAGGCAGAUAGAUGCCCUCAGGGUAUUAACUCCAGCCUUGAAGGUGCUGAGAAGAGAAAAUGUGAUGGAAAUUCUGCUGUUAAAGAGAAUCCCCUCCUUGAAAAAAUAAAGGUUAGGAUGCUAACAGAAUUUGAGGAAGGAGGGUUACAGUGGAAAAAUGCUAUAGAAAAGGUGUCAGACAUGCCCUUUGAUGGACAGCUGGAACUGAGUAACUCUGAUCAGAAGAGCACUAAGAAUGCAUGUUCUGCAGCAAAAGGAUGCAGACGUUCAACUAGAACAAGGUGUGCUAUACGUUUAGUAGUUGACAGAAAUCCAGAUUCCUUUGGUCCAGAUGAGCCACUGAUUGAUAGCUAUCCAAGCAGUGAAGAACCAAACAAAGUUGAUUGUGAGCAAAGACAAGUCAGACGCAGCAGGAGGCUUCAGCUACUUUCUAAAGAGACAGGAAAAAUGAGAAUAACUAAGGAAGCAAGAAAUUCUGACAAUGGCCCAGAAGGGUCUGUCUUUGGAGUUGAAAGGAGUGUGUUAGUUCACAAUUCCCAGUGCAAAGACUUGAGGAAGCAGCAGGAUAUACUGAAUUGCACAUCACUCACUGAUCGGAAUGGUGCUGAUCUGGUAGCAAAUGGAAUACAGAUUAGUCCGAAGAAUUCAGCUGAUAUAACGAAAAACAGAAGUCUCUUCAAUCCUACGUUUUCUUGUCAGCAUUCAAAUUUUAAUUCCCCUUCACUCAAAGCAGGUUCUCAAGAAGGGGAAAUGCUAGGUAGACUUUUCCUCCUACAGUCUCCUUCAAAGACUGUUCUGGACACUGCUUCCAUCCUGACUGAAGAGAAGAGGUCUGGGUCAGGGACUGUUUUUCCCCAGGACAAAGGAUGCUGUUCACAGAAUGUUCCCAAGGACUUCAGAAUUGAAAAGUCACCAAUGGCUAAAAACGUUUCAGAAUUGACCGUGGAAGCUGAAGACAGUGAGUUAGACAUGCAACAUCUGCGAAAUACAUUUAGGAGUUCAAAACGGCAGUCUUUUAGUCUUUAUCCUGCUCCCAUGAAGACAUGUACCACAGAUGAUGUUGAAUCUGAAAAAUUGAAUACUCUGUGUCCUGAUCAAGUAGAAAAAAGGCAUAGUAAAUAUUUUAUGACAGAAAACUUACAAGAAAAGAAAAAAACUGCGGAAAAUUUGAGUAGUGUUUGUGAGAAGUUUAAGACAUGUGAAUCUGCUUGUGUUAGUCCUGUGUCGUGCUCUGUCAGCAAUGCUGAACGUGUGCAUGCUGUGGAGCAUCAAGAAGAUAUUUUAAAUGUUGCAAAUCAUGGGAAUCUGGCGACACUAGUAAGAGUGUGUGCUGCUAGGAAUGAAGGCAGAAACAGACCACAAGAGGGAGAGCAGGAGAGUGAAAAGACAUUGUCAGCUGACAUAGGGGUAGAAAGCAAAUUGAGACUGAGUCCAGUUGGAAGCAAUAGAAAUCUCAGUGAUCGGAGUCAUGCAGAAGAGCGUGCUUUCCAAAGAACAGACCUGAACACAGUCAGUGAAACAUACUUCAGUUCAGAAAGCAAUCAAGUGGAAAAUGCUGAAGUUGUUGAUGGCAAAGCACCAAUGCAACGUUUUCAGCCCAGUCCAAUGGUUUGCCCUACAGCUUGUCAACAAAAUCCAGCUGAGUUCAACUGCAGAGUCACUGAAAAAAAAAUUAGCAAAAAAGAGGAAAGUCUGAUAAAGGGCAAUGAAGAGCGAGUAAUCCAAACUGUCAGCACAGGGUUGUCAGAGUAUUUAGUUAGGGAGGCACUAGAAGAAUCUCUUAAAGUCCGCAGUGAUUUUACGGAUCUGUCUGAAACUCCUGAUGGCUUACUGUGUUCUGACAAUGAUACUGAAGAUAGUGCCAGUUUUUAUGUAACUAAUAAGAAAGACACAUCUGCUGUGUUUGUAAAAAGAAGCGGUGCUGCCCUGGUGAACAUAGUAAAUGAUUCAGUUGUUAGCUGUAAGCCAAGAUCUGAAGGUAUUCAGAGGUCUCGGAGAAGAGCCCAGAAACUGCAAUCUUCAGAUGAAGAAUCUAGUGAGGAUGAAGAUUUACCAUGUUUUCAGGAAUUAAUGUUCGGCAAAUCAGUAAGCACACCUUUGCAGAUCAAAAAACAGGUGACAUCUGUGGUACAGUCUUCAGCAAAUCCCAGCAUGUUGCCUCGCAGUGAAUGUCUUAAUGAAAAUAAUGAACAGAAAACACUUGAAGCUGCCCUAAGCAAUGAGUGUGUUUCACCAAGCCAGGAGUCAGAAUGCUCUGUGAAAUUAUUUUCUUCCCAGUCUAACAUAUCUGAAGAAUCAGUUGAUGGAGCACAGGAGCUGAGGAAGACUUUAACACAAAUGAGCGCCAGAAAUAAGAGUAAGGAAGCUCUUCAAAGUUGCAGUGGAGGGCUGAAGAGAAGAAAAAAUGACUCCAACGAUGAGUACCAAGAAGAUCCAAAUAUGGGGGCAAACCUAGGUGAAGCAUCUGGAUAUGACAGUGAAACAAGUCGUGUAGAGGAUUCACAUGAACCAUUUUCUCAGGGUGAAAUUCUUUCUACACAGCAGAAGAAUGCUAUGCAGAAUAACCUAAAAAAGCUACAAGAAGAAAUGGCUGUGCUUGAAGCAGUGCUAAAGCAGCAUGCAAGUCAGGACACUGAGGUAUUGCCCUUAUGUAGAGAACUGCCAUAUUCCAGUAGUGGAGGAACGCUUGGAAUGGAGCAGAUGAGACAAGAAACGGAAAAUGCAUCUGAGCAUGACUCUGAGACCAAGCUAAGUAAGGCACCUGUUUUACCAGUUCUCUGCAGAAAUGUGACCAGCAAUCCAAAUAGCUCUUCCUCCUCCGUAAAGCACCCUUGCCCUCAAACUGCACAAACAAAUAAUUCUGCUGUAGCUCAGUGUGAUAACAAAAGCAGUGUUCGAGUACGUGAAUCAAAGAGAAAUGUAUGUUUUCCUACAUCUGUAUUGCACAAUGCAGCUGGGAAAGAAAAUGCUGCAAGUUCAGGUACAACUUACAGGACAGAAAUGUCAAUUGUGGCAUCCGGUCUGAACCAAAAUGAACAUUUGAUGGUCCAGAAGUUUGCCAGAAAAACUCAGAGCACUUUCUCUAAUCACAUUACUGAUGGAACGACCCAUGUCAUAAUGAAAACAGAUGAGGAGCUGGUAUGUGAACGGACAUUGAAGUACUUCCUGGGUAUCGCAGGAAGAAAAUGGGUAGUUAGUUACCAGUGGAUAAUUCAGUCUUUUAAAGAAGGCAGGAUACUGGAUGAGGAGAACUUUGAAGUUAAAGGAGAUGUAAUCAAUGGCAGAAACCACCAGGGUCCUAAGAGGGCUAGGCAAUCUCUCGCUGAAAAGAUCUUUAAAGACUUCGAGAUCUGCUGCUAUGGACCUUUCACUGAUAUGACUGCAGGACAUUUAGAGUGGAUAGUGGAGCUUUGUGGUGCCUCUGUAGUGAAACAACUUCAUCUGUUCACGCACAAAGUAAAUUCUACUGCUGUUGUUGUUGUGCAGCCAGAUGCUUGGAUGGAAGGCACAAGUUAUGAAGCAAUCCAGCAAAAGAACAAUGUUGCCGUGGUGACUCGAGAGUGGGUGUUAGACAGUGUUGCUUGCUUUGAGUGUCAGGAGUUGGACGCUUACCUUGUGUCCUGAGACUGAUCUGCAGUUCUUUUUCUGUUGCACAAUUACUCAAGUAUUAAGAACUAUGGAUUUCUAAGCAACAAGCAGAGAUUAUGUGCUUGUAGUAGUCUUUUUCAGAGUUAAUAAGUACAUAUUUAUUAACAAUGAAAAUACUUAAGUAACAUCACUGUAUAAAUUACCACCUUUGUUGCCAUCUUGUUCUUUAAAGAUUAACAUUUCUAAUCUCAAAAUAGUCCUUUAAAAUUCAUGUAAAGUAAAUCAAAAAGGUUAGAACCUAAAUAGAGGGGGGAAGGGGGGGGGGGGGGGGAAUCUAGAAUAUGGCCUCCUCAGAGAAACAGCAAUGCAUUAUUUACCAUCCCAGCCAGUUCCUGUCUGUGUAUUUAAGGACAUCCUGAAGGCAUACUUAUUUACAAGAGUAAUACUGGGCUCAGGGUGAGUUAAAAUAUACUUGCAUUCCUGAAUAAUCUUCAUAUCUUCAUUUUGCCUAAAUACGUACCCUGAAUAAGGAUAUGUGUAUUUCAAUAUGAAGAAACACUAUUUUGUGGUUACCAGUACAUGAAUAAUCUUAGGCUGUGGACUACAGCCGUUUUGAAAACUACAAACAGCACUCCUGUUGUAGAACACUUUGAUAACAGUUUAAACUAUGUGAUCACACAAGUGAGCUAUACAACUUGUACUUGAUUCCUAAUACAAACCAAUUCUUAAAACAGCAAGCCUAUGCCAUUGUUCUGUUGCUCUUCUGAGUGUAUGUGGCAACAAGGAAGAAAUGAUAAAUAGAGGCACUUUAUCCUAGUGACUUACAAUAAGCUCUGUAAGAAUCUGUUUCUAGUAGUCCCUGUCUGCAGAAUGAGACUGCAAAGAAGAUAUAUUGCUUUUUAUGGAAGAAAAUAUGUUGCUUCUUUGUUUCCAAGCAGUUCAACUUCAUAAAUAGUUCUGUACCUUCAGAACCUGUUUUCAUGAAGUUGUUUUUUUUUAAAAAAAAAAAAAAAAAAAAAAAAAAAAAAAAACCACAACUUACAGAUAAGUUAAGAUCAUCAUUUGGUUCUUGAAUAGUGUUAGAUUAUUUUUUAAUCUUACAUAAAAUAUGUUUAUAAAUGUUGCAGUGUUAAAAUUGAUUUUGACAAGUGUCUCCCUUAUUCACAUAAGAGCAGAACAAAUCAGACAUUUACAAAAUGUCCGAAAUCCAGCCUCAUGCACAGGGACAUGUAGAGGCAAAAUCUGCGUUCUUGACAUCAAGCUCAGGCUAUGAAUUGAUAGGAGCCUAGGUGCAUUGGAGUGAUGGUUCACUGUGUGUGAGGUUUUCAAGACAACUUGAGGGUGAGACAAUUGACUUAGUGUUUUAUGACCAGGGUGAAAAAGGACUAACUACAAGCUGUGCUGGGGCUGUCUUGCUGCCUCUUCACCAGAACAAAUGAGUUAAAUAUUGCUGUGCAGCUGCCCUACCUUACCAGAGAAACUGUCAACAAACUAUGUGUGCAAAGAAAGCUGUCCAGAACUUACUUUCUAAUACAUGAGAAUGGAAUCAUGGUUGAAAUUCAUGUAUGUUAAUAAAGUAUGACUCUGUCUUGCAUUGUUAUUGGCCAUGCUUAUGUGAGAGGCAGCAGCGAGUAAGGAGCCUAUUACUAAUUCAGACUGUCCUUUACAUUUUGCUGCUAGGCAGCAAGAAUUUAUGCAGUGACAGAAUCCACUCAGGUUACAUUAAUGUGGCUGGAAUAAAUGUGUAAUUGCUAUUUGCUCCAUAGCUGUUGUGGAGCCUGCAGACUGAAGCAAUAGGGAGAGGGUCUGGGGCCUGUAGGGGGUAAUUAAGCAUCACAGUAAAAAAAAUAUAUAUUGCUCAGUAGUUGUUCAAAGCUCUUUGCAUUUGGUAAUGUUGAAUUUUGAUGCUGGAUUCUAAUGCUCUUCAAAGGGAGUUUCUGGCUGUUAAGAGAACAAAGCAGCAAAUUUCUUCCUGAAAUUUUGAAUUUAAAAUGCUUGUGCAGUGCCUCUAAUGCUUUUCUCCUUACCGUACCAGGUGUUUUACAUGGAGAGAGGUGAGACUCAGCCAUAUUGAUGCUACUUUUAUUUUUUUUUUUUUUCCUCUUUUCUUGCUCAGAACUCUAAAAUGCUGGAGUCUAGGUUGUAGCUGCUGCUGCAGUGGGAAACACCUGUGUGGCUGGGCUUUUAAAGGCUGGUCUGUGGGGAGGGUCCAUAUGCUAGAAAUGCUAGUUGGGUUUGUUUAACUUGAAGAAGACUACAGCAGCAGAGGAUAGUGAAUAUAAUUGAGAAUCCCCACCGAUACACCUCCAAGUUUAUCUAAGUUUUUACUACAAGCUCAGUUUGCAAGAGGGGACUGGGAUACUGCUUCCUCCACCUCUGGCUGUCAGCCUACAGGUACGCUGUCAGCAGUAAAUGUUUGCUGGGGAGCACUGUUGUACUCACAGUAUGUAGUGGACAGCUGUUUUUGUUUAAAAGAGAGGUGAAUGAGGGACUUGCUUUCCCUGCUACAAUAUAGAGAUUUAUAAAAGUAUUUACUAGCAGAGCGUUGAGGUCAUUACAGAUUGUAAAUAAGAUUCUUUAAGGUUUGCUCUGAAAAAAAUAUCAAAGUUGCAAGUUCGUUUACUGUAUGUAUGAGGCAAAAGAAGGUGAAAUCAGUGGCUGGGAUUCCCACAGCAGGCUCUGCUCAAGGCUUCCUGAAGCAUCUUUCUUUCUCGCUUGAAGUUGUAAAGAAGAGGAGCUUUUUAGCUUGUGGUUCCUGCCUUGUAGCUUCACUUUGUGAUUUUUGUUUGAAAGAGGGCUUUAAUGCAAAAGCAUGUCCUUAAUGCAUGGAGACUCUGUGUUAGCUACCUCCUCUCUUGGGAUGGCUGCUUGCUGCUCCUGGCUCAGAACUGGAGAGGAGUUGUGUGACACAGGGCUUGCAGAAGGAAAGCUGGGUGGGCUCCAGCAGGGCUGCAGCACUGUCUGGAUGGGAUCCUGCUCUGUAUAGCCCCACAGAGGAGCAACCAUUCAUGAGACUUCAUUGAUUUGUGGAGAGUCCCUGGGAAUGCAGACUGGCUUGUUUUGAGGUAGAUAUUUGUCCAACAAGGGUAUUUUUUUGCAACUUUGUUCAGCUGCUACAGGCAGUCUUCUGUGUCCAUGCCUCUUAUUUGGAAAAGUGUUCCUUCUGAAUUCUGUGAAGUUACACAUAUUUGAGUACCUGACCUACUAAUACUGUGGAUGAGCAGUAAUGACUACAUGUACAACUUUUUGCUAAACUUGAUUAUUCUUAAAAAGCUUCUCUGUGCAUUAGGAUCCAUACACAAAGGAUUAUUUCCUUGCAGAUCUGGAGCCAUUCUGAGCAGCUUAUUCAUGGAUGCAAUUAGAACGCUUGUCUGACUUGUCACUAGAGUUAAUGGUAAAUCAA
Lagopus muta (rock ptarmigan) is the source of this 8805-nucleotide messenger RNA. It is a transcript of the gene BRCA1, whose product is annotated as BRCA1 DNA repair associated. Gene Ontology annotation, molecular function: ubiquitin-protein transferase activity; zinc ion binding; DNA binding. Gene Ontology annotation, biological process: dosage compensation by inactivation of X chromosome; negative regulation of fatty acid biosynthetic process; double-strand break repair via homologous recombination. The transcript is spliced from 21 exons. The coding region runs from base 198 to 5438 and encodes 1746 amino acids. The record is from RefSeq and is a predicted model, not a curated record. Gene Ontology annotation, cellular component: BRCA1-BARD1 complex; BRCA1-A complex; nucleus. NCBI's taxonomy places the organism in Eukaryota, Metazoa, Chordata, Aves, Galliformes, Phasianidae.